CGCGUCUGGCGAGCACUGAUAUAAACCCCAUGGCGCGCAACGAGCGCGCAGAGGAGCAGAGGAGAAUCAACAGGACGACGCGCAAACCUCACUGAGACCUUCUGAAAAAUAUGCAUCCCAACUUGGUGAGCUGGCUGGGGACGCUGGGGUUCCUGCUGUGGGCGCUGGUCUGCCUGGGCGCCUUGACGCAGGGGUACCCGUUGAAACCGGAGAACCCCGGGGAGGACGCUCCGGCGGAGGAGUUGGCCAAGUAUUACUCAGCCCUGAGACACUACAUCAACCUCAUCACAAGACAGAGGUAUGGAAAGAGGUCCAGUCCUGAGAUUCUGGACACACUGGUCUCAGAGCUGCUGCUGAAGGAGAGCAGAGACACACUCCCACAGUCAAGAUACGACCCGUCGUUGUGGUGAUGGGCGUCCACCUCGGUCACCUCUGAUGUCUACACGUCUGUCGGUUCACGCCGCCCUGCACCGCCCGAUAACCGCUCUGUCUCUGUACCCGUUUGCCUGUCUGAACGGCCACAUAGCUUAUCUCACUCUCUCUGCGUGCAUAAGCUACAAUGAACACAGCUUACAGUACAUGGAACUGUAAAGUAGCUAAAUCGUCUGGGAACCCCAAUAAGACCUGGAGGAGGUGGCGUGUUGACUGUAUUGUAUAUUUGUGCUAUUAAACAAUUACUGUUUGAACAAAAGCA
This is a messenger RNA of Poecilia latipinna (sailfin molly), 694 nucleotides long. It is a transcript of the gene npy, whose product is annotated as neuropeptide Y. NCBI's taxonomy places the organism in Eukaryota, Metazoa, Chordata, Actinopteri, Cyprinodontiformes, Poeciliidae. Gene Ontology annotation, molecular function: neuropeptide Y receptor binding; neuropeptide hormone activity. The coding region runs from base 111 to 410 and encodes 99 amino acids. Gene Ontology annotation, biological process: neuropeptide signaling pathway; feeding behavior. Gene Ontology annotation, cellular component: extracellular region. The record is from RefSeq and is a predicted model, not a curated record. The transcript has 4 exons.